AUGUUCUCUACUGAACGACUUAUCCUGCGAGCCACUCGACCCAGUGACGACGAGGACAUGCUCAAGCUCUACAACGACGAACGCGUCGCGCCAUGGAUAACAGAGGGUUACCUCGUCCCCAAGCAACCCGGCUACAUGGAGAAAAUCAGAACCUUCGUCGACUCAUCUCUUCUGUUUGUCGUCCUGGAGGAAAAGGAAACCGGAGCAUUCGUUGACGCUACAGGUUUUGUACACCAGCCCGAACCGAAAAAUCGCAAUGCAGUCAUUUUCAUCGCUCUUACCCAGGCGCACUGGAGCAAAGGCUAUGGCUUUGAAGCCAUGAAUUUCCUCAUUGACUAUGCGUUCCAUAGUAUGAACCAGCACCGAGUGUCCCUAACUGUGUUCGAAGGAAACGAUCGUGCGAUUGACUUGUACCAUCGCCUCGGCUUUGUCGAGGAAGGCAGACACAGAAAGAUUGUGUGGAUGAACGGAGCCUGGCGUGAUACAUACUACAUGGGCAUCCUGGAGGACGAGUGGGCCGAGAGGAGGAAGACCCACGUCACUUCGAAAGGAAAAACUUGA
Molecule: messenger RNA, 561 nt
Organism: Cyclocybe aegerita
Lineage: Eukaryota; Fungi; Basidiomycota; Agaricomycetes; Agaricales; Hemipholiotaceae
Source: the annotation of a GenBank genome assembly